AUGUCGGCCAUCGUCUAUCCUUAUACCGUCUCUAAUAGUUACAAAGGCGGUUUUUUCAUGCGACAAUACACAAGAAAUGUCCGACGCGCGUGGGAUGGCGAGGGCUACCGGCCUCCCAAGCGCCUGCGCACCGACGACGACUACCAUCAGGUUCAUAAAUCGCAGCUGCCUGCCGCCAACCAAGAAAAUGUAAUCGAUAUCGAGGACAACCUCGAACGCGCCAUCCGCGAAACAAGCGUCGCAGGACUUUCAUCAUCACCGUCGCGCAAGAACAGCACCGUCUUCUCCGGAGAAUCACAUCGCGAUGACGCGUCAAGCACCAUAACACCACCUUCGUCGCCUCCACCGGUGUCUGCCUUGCAGCUGACGCCACCGAAAUCAAAGGUGCACAAACCGACCUUCUCAUUCCUUGACAAGUCCAAGAAAGAGAAAGCCCAACCAAAUCCUCUGAAGCGCAAACAUGACGCGUCAACAUCGCGACGAGAGCAGACCGAGCCACUCUCCGAAAUCCAAAACAGCUCAGCACGUGCCUCCUCCGCCGUGCCUCUGAGCAUCAACACCACCAGCACGACGCGACCAGCAGCUCAACCGACCUUCCCAGGCCUCGUCAAGCCACCCACACCAGUCCUUACACAAUCGCGCCUCGACUUCGGGCAAAAUCUUGCUCCCGUCACCUGCCCUCAACCCGACUGCGCCAUGACGUACAGCCCAUCCUCCGAGUCCGACAAGACCCUCCACGACAUGUACCACAAUCGCCACUCCCAAGGCAUCGACCUGGGCAGACCCUUCCUCAAAUCCGCCAUGAAAUGGUGCUACGAAGUCCCAUCCAUCCCGGGUUCCGUUGUCGUCGUCGACCGCAAGAUCUCCCUUCCCUCGCGCAAAACCGUUCAUAAGGUGCUCGAAGUCGUCAACCGCGAGCUGGGCAGCAUCGACAUCCCCGAAGACGAGCUAUGGUCACAGCGGCCCGUGCCCGGCGACGCCGACGAAACUCGUAAAUGCGACCGCUACAAGGUAUUCCUGCACGUCAUCGACGGAAAAUGCGUUGCGCUUGCCCUAGCCGAGCGCAUCUCCAAACUCUACCGCGUCCAGAAGAAGCGAGACGGUCUGGAUGCUGAUUACACGCGCAUGGACUUGGACACAAAACCACUGAACACCACACCCGGUCAAAAGAACACACAGCAAUACCCAACGCCAAGCCCCAUCGAAGACCACGCGCUGACCCUCUCGCGAGAACUUUUCCCCGCUGUGGUCGGCGUGUCGCGUAUCUGGACGAGCAAGGCUUUCCGAAGGAAGGGCAUAGCCAAUAACUUGCUGGAUUGUGUCGUCAACCAAUUCAUUUACGGAAUGGAGAUUAAGCGCGAGCAGGUGGCGUUCAGCCAGCCGACGGAGAUGGGGAGGGGUUUGGCGGCGGCAUGGUUUGAGGACGAGGAGCAUAGGGGUGAGGGUGGUUGGGGUGUUUAUAUCGAGGACUAG
This is a messenger RNA of Cyphellophora attinorum, 1473 nucleotides long. Its product is annotated as N-acetyltransferase ECO1. Gene Ontology annotation, molecular function: protein-lysine-acetyltransferase activity. Bases 1 to 1473 code for a protein of 490 amino acids. The transcript is spliced from 2 exons. Gene Ontology annotation, cellular component: nucleus; chromatin. The record is from RefSeq and is a predicted model, not a curated record. Lineage: Eukaryota; Fungi; Ascomycota; Eurotiomycetes; Chaetothyriales; Cyphellophoraceae. Gene Ontology annotation, biological process: mitotic sister chromatid cohesion.